CGCUCCGGGAGGAGGCGCCGCGCCGUUCAGGUGGGGGCGGUGGCGCCGGGGCGAUGCGGAGCCCCCUCCCGUGACUCCGGCCGUCCGCCAUGCGAUGGGUUAGGCGGCCUCCCUCCCGCAGCCGGCAGGGCGGUAGCCAAGCGGGGCGGCGGCAGGAAGCGGCUCGGCUCGGCCGCGGAGCGGCGGCGGGAGGCGGCCCCCUCCAUGGACGGCGGCGAGGAACGAUGAGCCGCGGCCGGCGGCCGGGACCGGCGCUCGCCCGUAGGGGCUCUCCCCGCUGCGCGCCCCGGGGCGCCGCGGCUCCGCUCUCCCCCUCCGCCCCCCGCUCCGUCCCCCCUGUCCCCGCUCGGCGCUCGAGGUAAUCCCGCUCGCCCCUAAAGCGCGGCGCUCCGGGGCUCAUCCCGCUCUCUCCUCCCCUCCCCGGCCCUUCCCCUUCCCGCUCCCCGCCGCUCGCCCCCGUGGCCCCGCCGCCCCCGGGGAGCCGGCGGCCGGGCGGGUGGCUGCGAGGUCGGGGCUUCGGGCACCCCGCCCCUCGCCGCGAGGCUGCCGGCUGCUGACGGGCUAUUGAUUUGUAUGUGCUUCGCCCCGCGCCGGCCGCUCCCGCCGCUGCCUCCGGAGCCAGGAGAGCGCUUCCCGUAGCGGCGCGGAGCUCUCACCAAACAUGUCGGCUCCCGCCGGGCCCCGGGGCGGCCCUGCGCCUCCUCAGCCGCUGCCGACGAGUCAGCCCGAGAUGCCCGACCUCAGCCACCUCACAGAGGAAGAGCGGAAGAUCAUCUUGGCCGUCAUGGACCGCCAGAAGAAGGAAGAGGAGAAGGAGCAAUCCGUGCUCAAAAAAUUACAUCAGCAGUUUGAAAUGUAUAAGGAGCAAGUGAAGAAGAUGGGAGAAGAAUCACAGCAGCAACAGGAGCAGAAGGGUGAUGCCCCAACCUGUGGCAUAUGCCACAAAACAAAAUUUGCUGAUGGCUGUGGCCAUAACUGUUCAUAUUGCCAAACAAAAUUCUGUGCGCGCUGUGGAGGAAGAGUAUCCUUACGGUCAAAUAAGGAGGACAAAGUGGUAAUGUGGGUAUGUAACUUGUGCCGAAAACAACAAGAAAUCCUCACAAAAUCAGGAGCCUGGUUCUAUAACAGUGGAUCCAACGCACCACAGAAGCCUGACCAAGAAGGUAGUAGAGGUCUGCGGAACGAGGAAGCACCUCAAGAGAAAAAAGCAAAGCUCCAAGAGCAUUUGCAGUACCAAGGACCACCAGGUGACAUAUCCACACAGGUUUCGGACAAAAACAGAGCUCAAGGACUCACCAGGCAAGACUCAAUUAAGAAUGGUUCUGGAGUAAAGCACCAAAUAACUAGUGACACAACAUCAGACAGGAAAAGAAGCCCGUCAAUAUCAAGAGAACAGAACAGAAGAUACGACCAAAGGGAAGAGAGAGACGAAUAUUCACAGUAUGCUACAUCAGACAGUGCGAUGCCCAGGUCACCAUCAGAUUAUUCCGAUAGGCGGUCACAGCGUGGCCCUCAGUUAUACGAAGAGCCUGAACUGGGUGAUUAUAGAGAUUCCAACAGGAGGAGUCGCAGGCGUUCCAAGGAGUAUCCGGUAGAAGAGGAGGAUGCACAGAACAGGGAGGAAUAUGAAAGGCAGAGGAGAGAAGAGGAAUAUCAGGCACGAUACAGAAGUGAUCCUAAUUUGGCUCGUUAUCCGGUCAAGCCACAGCCAUAUGAGGAACAAAUGCGUAUCCAUGCUGAAGUGUCCCGAGCACGUCACGAACGGAGACAUAGUGAUGUCUCAUUGGCAAAUACUGAGUUGGAGGAUUCCCGGAUAUCUAUGCUCAGGAUGGAACGACCGUCAAGGCAAAGAUCGGUGUCUGAGCGCAGAGCUGCCAUGGAAAAUCAACGUUCAUACUCUAUGGAAAGAACUCGAGAGGCUCAGGGACCAAGUCCCAAUCGUCAGAGGACCACAAAUCAUAGCCCUCCUACACCUAGGAGGAGUCCAAUUCCUCUGGAAAGACCAGACAUGAGGCGCUCUGAUUCAUUAAGGAAACAACACCAUUUGGAUCCCAAUUCUGCUGUACGGAAAACAAAACGUGAAAAGAUGGAGACCAUGUUACGGAAUGAUUCACUCAGCUCAGACCAGUCUGAAUCUGUCAGACCUCCACCACCAAAGCCCCAUAAAACAAAAAAGGGAGGUAAAAUGCGCCAGGUUUCAUUAAGUAGCUCAGAAGAAGAAUUGGCAUCUACUCCAGAGUACACGAGUUGUGAUGAUGUGGAGAUUGAAAGUGAAAGCGUUAGUGAAAAAGGGCACAGUCAAAGGGGAAAAAGAAAAACUAGUGAGCAGGCAGUUGUGUUGGAUUCUAACACCUUAUCCGAGAGACAAAAGAGAAUGGUGUGCUUUGGUGACCAGUCUUUCGAAGAGGACUUGGAAUGGUCUGAGCCUCAGAUAAAAGACUCUGGGGUAGAUACGUGUAGUAGCACAACUCUAAACGAGGAGCAUAGCCAUAGCGAGAAGCAUCCAGUAACUUGGCAACCAUCCAAAGAUGGAGACCGUCUCAUCGGUCGAAUUUUAUUAAAUAAGCGACUAAAAGAUGGAAGUGUGCCGAGAGACUCAGGAGCGAUGCUUGGUUUGAAGGUAGUAGGAGGAAAGAUGACUGAAUCAGGUCGACUCUGUGCAUUUAUCACCAAAGUUAAAAAAGGAAGCUUAGCUGAUACUGUGGGCCAUCUUAGACCAGGUGAUGAAGUGCUGGAAUGGAAUGGAAGGCUACUACAAGGAGCUACCUUUGAGGAGGUAUAUAACAUCAUUUUAGAGUCCAAACCUGAGCCACAAGUGGAGCUUGUUGUUUCAAGACCAAUUGGGGAUAUUCCCAGAAUACCUGACAGCACACAUGCACAGCUGGAGUCCAGUUCUAGUUCCUUUGAAUCUCAGAAAAUGGACCGACCUUCUAUUUCAGUGACUUCUCCUAUGAGUCCUGGCAUGUUAAGGGACGUUCCACAGUUCUUGUCUGGACAACUUUCAAGCCAAAGCCUUAGUAGAAGAACAACGCCUUUUGUUCCUAGGGUUCAGAUAAAACUGUGGUACGACAAGGUUGGUCAUCAGUUAAUAGUGACAAUACUGGGAGCAAAAGAUCUUCCUUCGAGGGAAGAUGGGAGGCCAAGGAAUCCUUAUGUAAAAAUGUAUUUUCUUCCAGACAGAAGUGAUAAAAACAAAAGAAGAACAAAAACAGUAAAGAAAACAUUGGAACCCAAAUGGAACCAGACAUUCAUUUAUUCUCCAGUUCACCGGAGAGAGUUUAGAGAACGAAUGUUAGAAAUUACUCUUUGGGACCAAGCACGAGUUCGGGAGGAAGAAAGUGAAUUUUUAGGAGAGAUUCUUAUUGAGUUAGAGACAGCACUGCUAGAUGAUGAACCUCACUGGUACAAACUUCAAACACAUGAUGUCUCUUCAUUGCCACUUCCCCAUCCCUCACCAUAUUUGCCACGAAGACAGCUCCAUGGCGAGAGUCCCACACGGAGGUUACAAAAUAAAGGCUUAUAUUCAUAUAAUUCAGGGUCCAAAAGAAUCAGUGACAGUGAAGUCUCUGAUUAUGACUGUGAUGAUGGAGUCGGUGUGGUUUCAGAUUAUCGACAUAAUGGAAGAGACCUCCAAAGUUCAACACUAUCAGUGCCAGAACAAGUGAUGUCAUCUAAUCAUUGCUCACGAUCAGGGUCCCCUCACCGUGGAGAUAGUAUAGGACGGACAAGAUCAUGGUCUCCCAGUGUCCCUCCACCACAAAGUCGGAAUGUGGAUCAGGGACCACGAGGGACACGAUCUACUGCUGCACAUUACAAUACCCUGAACCGAAUGGAAAGACAUCGUGUAAUAGAUGACCACUACUCCCCAGACAGAGAGAGGAAUUGUGAAGCAGCAGAUAGACAGCCAUAUCAAAGAUCCAGAUCAACAGAGCAACGUCCUAUGCUAGAGCGGACCAACUCCCGCUCCCGAUCCACAGAGCGUCCUGACUCAAACCUCAUCAGGUCGAUGCCUUCAUUAAUGACUGGAAGAUCUGCCCCUCCUUCACCUGCCUUACCGAGGUCACAUCCUCGAACUGGAUCUGUUCAGACAAGUCCAUCGAGUACUCCAGUAGUAGGAAGAAGGGGCAGGCAGUUACCACAGCUUCCACCAAAAGGGACAUUGGAGAGAAACAAUGGAGACAAGGAGAUAGAACCUUAUGAAGAAGAAGCGGAAUCAUCAAGGAGAAGAAACUCAGAAGAAAAGAAAGCAGAUCCAGAGAAUGGGGAUGCAGGUUCGAUGGAUAUAGAAGAGAGAAACCGACAGUUGAAAAUGAGCAAGUACAAACAGGUAGCAGGAUCAGAUUCCAGGCUGGAACAAGAUUAUCAUUCUAAGUAUCGGUCAGGGCGGGACGCUCAGCGAGGCUCAGACAACGUGUCCAAUAAGUCCUCAGACAGCGAUGUCAGCGAUGUCUCAGCAGUGUCCCGGACGAGCAGCGCUUCCCGUUUCAGCAGCACGAGCUACAUGUCCGUCCAGUCAGAGCGGCCCCGGGGAAACAAGAAAAUAAGAAGGACAAAGAAUGUAGAGGAAAAAAAAGAGGGAGGGUUGGAAGGGGAUGAACACGAUGAAAUAUUUCCUGAGGAGGAGGAAAAAGAGGAGGAGGAGGAAAAGGCAAAGGAGCAAGAAACUGACGAGAAAGGGGAAGGGCAAGAGGUGGCAGAAAACGGUGAUAAGGAAGAAACCAAGGGCUCAGGGCAAGAUGAAAAAGCUCAAGAGGACCAAGCUGAGGAAGGGAAAGAGGAUGACAGUGUCUUUACAUCCAAAAUGCAAAGCAGACAGAUGGGCGCCUCAGGAAAGAACAUGACUAAGAGCACCAGCAUCGGUGGGGACAUGUACACACUGGAGAAGAAUGACGGUAGCCAGUCGGACACAGCAGUGGGCACUGUUGGUGGAGGCAGCAAGAAGAGACGCUCCAGCAUCGGCGCCAAGAUGGUGGCCAUUGUGGGUCUCUCAAGGAAAAGCCGUAGCACAUCGCAACUCAGCCAAACUGAGGCAGGGGGCAAGAAGCUGCGGAGCACCGUCCAGAGGAGCACUGAGACAGGGCUUGCUGUGGAGAUGAGAAACUGGAUGACCCGCCAGGCCAGCCGGGAGUCGACAGAUGGGAGCAUGAACAGCUACAGCUCCGAGGGAAAUUUGAUUUUCCCUGGUGUGAGGUUGGCUGCAGACAGUCAGUUUAGUGAUUUUCUGGAUGGACUUGGUCCUGCCCAGCUUGUAGGGCGACAGACGUUGGCAACACCAUCAAUGGGAGAUAUACAGGUAGGAAUGAUGGAUAAGAAAGGACAGUUGGAAGUAGAAAUUAUCCGAGCCCGUGGCCUUGUUGUAAAACCAGGUUCAAAGACACUGCCAGCACCAUAUGUAAAGGUGUAUCUAUUAGAAAAUGGAGUCUGCAUAGCCAAAAAGAAAACAAAGGUAGCAAGAAAAACGCUGGAACCGCUUUAUCAGCAACUUCUAUCAUUUGAAGAAAGUCCCCAAGGAAAAGUUUUACAGAUAAUCGUUUGGGGAGACUAUGGACGUAUGGAUCACAAAUCCUUUAUGGGAGUGGCACAGAUACUUUUAGAUGAACUGGACCUGUCCAACAUGGUGAUUGGGUGGUUCAAACUCUUCCCUCCUUCUUCCCUAGUAGACCCAACUUUAGCUCCUCUCACCAGAAGAGCUUCCCAAUCAUCUCUUGAAAGUUCAACAGGACCUUCGUAUGCUCGCUCAUAGCAGCUGUGAAACUGUUGUCAUAGCAACCAGCGUUACAAAAAAAAUACAUAAAUUACAGGUCGCAAACCCUGGUAACACUGCAUGCUUAAUGUUGUGUCUUCUGAGCCUGUUUCUAGGGCUACAACGCGAUCCUGUGUUCUCAAGGAAGUUGCACACAUUGUGCCCUACAGAAGGCCCUCAGGUGAAGGACUGAAGUCAUGAAGAACUGAUAGGUUUGGAGUUCAGGGACACUCAGUUUUGGUCCAAUCUGAAGCCAUGGACUAAACUAAAAGAAUCAAUCUGUUUCAUGCAACAAAAGUCCUUUUCGAUGGCAUAUCUAUUUUGUUGCUCCUGUUUCUUUAUCUGCCCUCCCCUCCUAAAGCUUGGUUAUGCCACAGAAAUGGAGUUACCCUCCCGUGAAGCCAUGUUACAAGUUGGUGAAAUUGCAGACAUCGUUGGAAGAAAAGAGGAAUGUAAAGGAUGCUGGAAAAAGUCAGCUGUCAUUCGAAACAGUUACUUGAGAUCUGAAAACUCUUCACAUCAGAAAGGUUCAAGACUUAAAGUGGCGGGCUUCAAACAUCCAGCUAUAGAUUCAGUGAAACCCCAGAUACGAUGGACUUAUGACAAAUAAAAUUCUGUGGAUAUACUGUACUGUAUGAAAUUAAACAAGCAACUUUUUUGCAUGGACACAGAUUUAGCUGAACACUUAAAUUAUUUUCUUGGGGCUGCAACUUGCAAAAAAAAAAAAAAAAUCAAAAGAAUAAAUCAGCCAUUUUCAACAGUUUAUAUUAUUUUUAAAAAUAAAUUUCACUAGUGCAUGGUUUUAAAGGGAAGAGAAUGCAACAGGGUGAUACAAAGACACACCACGUUUAUCAUUCUUUAAACCAGUCAUGGUCUGUAUUUUUGCAGACGUAUAUUAAAAAUAAAAAAAUAAUUUCUAGCAAAUAUUUAAAAUUCUGUUUAUGUGACAAGAAAUAAGUGUAAUAUAUUCAAUUUAUUUAAAUGUAAAAGGUACAAGCCUUGUAAAGUUCAACAUAAUGUGCAAAUUGUACACUUCUUUUACCUCCUCCUUUCUCUCCUUCCAGUCUCCCUCCUUCCUUUCGCUCUUUUCCCCCUCCGCCUCCCAGGAUGAUCAUCAUAUUCCAAAAUGGCUCCCUUUUGACUUACUUACUACUCUCUUACGCCCCAUAUUUGGUUGAGGAUUGCAGAUUGUUCUGCAUUUCUGAAUUAUUUGAGAAAAAAAAAUAUUGUUUAAGAACUUUUUUUCAAGCAUGUUGAAAAGGAUUUUGCAACAUGGCUUGGGAGUACAUUAAUGUAAUUCAGCAUGUAUUUGAUAAAAAAAGAAAAAAGAUAUUUGAACUUUUUGCAAUUUAUUGUACAGUGCAUGGUAACUUAUUUUCAUUUUUUUUCUCACCUUCAAAUUGGAUUCUACAGCAAAAUACUGGAUUCAUGUGGCCAUUGUAAGAUGUCUUCAAUAAAUUUCUUUUCAGCACCAGCAUCAUUCAUUCAAGGAUUGAAGUAUCAUUUCUUGAAGGUUUUGGAAAGAGGAAAGAAUGAAAUAAAUCAUUGAUUUUUAGGAGAUAAAUCUAAACAGUUUUAUUUGCACUAAACCAAAUCAAUUGCUACAAUCUUGAGAUUAUAAAAGUAGCAAAGAUUAUGAGUUCUUGCAGUUCUGCUGUCAAGUUCAGUUUUCAUAAACUACAUUUGUGUUGGCAAAGAGAUCGUUAGGUAAUACUGGUCUGAAAAUGUCAGUCUUUGGUUUGUAAAUAGCCUUAAAGAAAGCUUAUGGGUACCUCUCAGGCAGUUAUUUGACACCAUUACCAGAACCCUCGUUGCAGUCAACGGAUCUCCAAAGUCCUGUUUUUUGUAGCAGACACAGUAACUGCCAUUGGGUGGUGCUGCAAGUUCGAGCUUCUCAUUAAAUUACAUGAUUUAAAGGGAAUGUAACUGGCGAACAUUUAAUAAUAAAACGUCCCUUUAGUGGUUUGUUUUUUUUUUUUCUGGGUCUUUGUAUGCCUUUAUUACCUACUUAAGGUUUAAUAUUGAAACCUUGCAAUAACUUUUGAAGUACACCUUGCAUUUACCGUUCAGGCCACAGAGAAUUAUUCUGAUUUUAUUUGAAAAAUCUAUUCACGUUUCCCAUUGAGAAAUCGUACGUGCCUCAUUAGAGGGCAAAAGUAAUAACGGUAUCACUUAAAUGGCCUUUUACUUUGUGCAAUAUCAUAUAAAUGGAGAGAUUGUGUCUUGUCUUAAGAGUUUAUAUAACGGGUCGUUGUUAAGUUAAUGAUCAGACUGGUAAAAUUAUAUUUAUUGGAAUGAUUUAGACACCUGUCUACCAGCAGCAAACCAAUGCUAUCGUCAUGCGGUCUACGGUAUUCCCUAGAGUAAAAGAAAAACGCAUCACCAUUCUCCUGAUCCUGUGAGAUGUGCGCACACAUCGCUGUGUUCAUUGCCCUAUACUGAUUAUUCCCAGUUUUACAGUCGAGGACGCGGUGCAUGGAAGGUUUGUACAUACUUUGUCAUUAUGCAGUAUUUAUUUAAAAAAAGAAAAAGGAAAUAAAUAAAAAAAUUUUUUUUCUUUUUUUUUUUUGUUUGUUUUUUGUUUUUUAAUUGUCACACAUCUGCAACUCUACUUAUGGUUUAGUCAUGUAAAUAGCACUAUUCCAGUGAUCACUGCUGUCUUGUACAUACUAUGUUUUAAAAAGUUAAAAGGAAUUACAGUUGGGGAAAACAAAAAAAAAAAGGGCAGAUUAGGCCUGUAAUGAACACCAACUAAUGUAAAUCAAACUCAUUCUGGUGAUGGUAUUUAACACUUUAAAUAAAACAUUUUCUUUACAGAA
This is a messenger RNA of Coturnix japonica (Japanese quail), 8562 nucleotides long. The record is from RefSeq and is a predicted model, not a curated record. NCBI's taxonomy places the organism in Eukaryota, Metazoa, Chordata, Aves, Galliformes, Phasianidae.